Dissoconium aciculare CBS 342.82 is the source of this 2990-nucleotide messenger RNA. RefSeq lists its product as uncharacterized. Lineage: Eukaryota; Fungi; Ascomycota; Dothideomycetes; Mycosphaerellales; Dissoconiaceae. Gene Ontology annotation, biological process: endoplasmic reticulum to Golgi vesicle-mediated transport; retrograde vesicle-mediated transport, Golgi to endoplasmic reticulum; regulation of ER to Golgi vesicle-mediated transport. Gene Ontology annotation, cellular component: Dsl1/NZR complex. Bases 196 to 2688 code for a protein of 830 amino acids. The transcript has 3 exons. The record is from RefSeq and is a predicted model, not a curated record.
GGGCAGAUGUCAUUGCCCUGAUCUGCGGGCCAAAUGUGCAUGAGGAAAUGCAGACCACUGGCAUCCAUGAUGAUGAUCUCCCAUUGCAAGUUUUACCACCACCACAAAUAAAUUCCGAACGAUCAUUACGCCAAAAGUGCAAUCUUCGCCCCGCAAUACAGCGGCCCCGAGGCAGAACGAAUACAGCAUUGAAAAAUGCCGGCCAUGGAUGCCCGUGUCCAAGACUACCUGGAUGACAAGCUCCAGGCCUCUGCAGAUCUGGAAUCGCUCGAUGCUUUGCUUUCCAACGUUAGAGAACAGCAAAAUCUUCUCAAGCAACAGCUCGCAGUUGCAAGAGAAGCACAGGAUGAGGUGGAAGCACAGACGCGGAACCAUCGCGAGAAGGUCUUACACGAUGCGCAAGAUUACCAGGCAGUACAGGCGAACAUUGAUGCAAGGCUGCUAGCUGUGACUCAGUCAGACUCUGCCGAUGAUGCGGUCAGAAGCUUCGAAGCAAGCAUGGCGCGGCUGCGUAACAUCGACCUGACCACUGGAUAUGUCGAGUUAUUGUUGGAAGUAGACAGACUAAGGUCGAAUUGCCUUCAGACACUCCAAGAUUCAUCGGACUCGACCUUGACAGCUUAUCGCAAAGUGCAGCAGUUAGUCGUUGACCUUCAGCCACUACAAGAAGCAGCCGAGGGCGCAGCGCCACAUUUGAUCAACCACGUCCAAGUCACAGUGAAAGAACUCCGACAUACGAUUGAGAAGGCCUAUGUGGACAAUCUCGAAGCAACACUUCGAAAGAUGAAUUGGCCCAAAGCCACGGGCGCGGUUCCCAUGGCACUGAUCGAAGAAUGGACCCUCAAUGUUGGCAGGCUUCUCGAUUUGCAACGACCUGACCUCAAGCUUCGACGACAGCCGUCCGGCGUCUAUGAUGACCCGAUCCCGCUCCUACCCUUGCAGAUUCUCGUUCGUCCGCUCGAGCAACGCUUCAACUACCAUUUCUCGGGCAACAAGCCGACAAAUCGACUCGAGAAGCCUGAAUAUUUCCUGUCUCACGUACUAGAACUUAUUCGGGACUACUCGCAGUUUGUGCAAGAUAAUUUGCAGCCUAUAGUCCUGCGACACUUCAGAGAUUCCGAGGAUCUCCUCGAUUUCCCCGCCUGCAUCGAUGCGACAACGGCGUUCAUCACCGCUUUGAUUCCAAUGCUUAAGAACAAACUCUACUCCGUCGGCUCUGAGAUUGUCAGCCAGCCCUCUCUCCUCAGUCAUCUGGUGCAGGAAGUUAUAUCCUUCGACACGACACUUCAGCAAUCGUACGGAUAUGCGCCAAAUUCGCCAGAUGAGCCAUGGUCUGGGCUUGCCUACUUCUUCCUAACAACGUGCGCACAUUUCGACCGCUGGCUCAGCGCCGAGAAGGACUUUGCGCUGCAGAGGUAUCGUGCCAUUGUAGAAGCACCUGAUGCUGGUGAAAUCGACUACGACGCUGUAGCCGCCGAUGCGACAAAGCCAACCAAGUCAGCGAUUCGCGUGAACGAUCUUCUGGAAACCAUAACCGAGCGCUAUCGUCAUUUAUCAAGCUUUUCGCAGAAGGUGAAAUUCUUGAUCGACAUACAAAUCGAGAUCUUCGAUAUGUAUUAUCGUCGAUUGAACGAUAGUCUUAGCGCGUAUCUGACCGCGACUUCGAGUUUGGUACGCACGAUGCAUAGUAUCUCCAAAGACGACCAGGAAGAGGUCCAGGGAGUCAAGGGACUUGACCGACUAUGCCGGAUCUUGGGCUCAGCGGACUAUCUCGAGCGCGCCAUGCGUGACUGGAGCGACGAUCUCUUUUUCCUGGAGCUCUGGAUGGAGCUUGAUUAUCGCACCAAGCACCGCGACAGUUCGGGCAACAGUUCGGCAUAUAGCUGGAAGGAAAUUCAGGACAGAGCAACCACUGCCUUCGGUCAACAGAACAGCGAGGGCAAAGUGGAUGGAGCUCUCUUCGACGAGACUUCGGGUAGUUACCGGCGUCUACGAGUUCGCUGUGAGAACACUCUGGUCGAAACCCUGUCGUCACAAAUUUCGCAAGCACUCCGACCAUACGGUUCCAUGACGACAUGGGCCUCGAUCCCAUCCAGCGCUGCAGGAAGCUCUAUCUCGAACGAGCUUGAUCCAGCCCUCCGUCUCAUAGAUCAGUAUCUCGGAUUCCUCGCGCGGGCCAAUGGUAAACUGCUACUUCGCAGCACCACCCGACAAAUUUGCCAGGGCAUCCAGAAUUACAUCAUGAACCACGUACUAUCCUCGCGUGUAUCAUUUUCCACCGCCGGCGCGGCGCAAUUGACAUUCGAUAUGCAGGCCUUGUGCGCGGGUGUCGAUCGACACGUGGGUGCUGGCCAGGCUCAGCGGGGUCUGAAGAAGCUACUUCAGGCGGUGACUUUGGUGGGAUUACCUGUAAGAGGUGAGAUCCAGCGCGAGCUUCCUAGCCGAUCUGGCGAAUCUGCCGAUUCUACGGGAGACGCUGAUCAAGAUGGUGACGACGCGGCUUGGGACGAACUCGACGAGAAGUCUGGGGAGGUCAGUGAUGGUAAGAUGAGCCUGUUCCAGGCCGAGCGACUGGUUUUCAAGGACAAUGAAGGUGCGAGACAAGUUCUGGAGCAACUUGGUCUUGACUCGCUAUCGGAGAGUGAGGCGAGAGAUCUUCUGAGGAAACGCAUCGAGCUUGGUAGCUGACGGAUGAAAAUGUGAAUUUACCGUAACAGAUUCCCCAAAGAAGAAAAACUUCAUUCCUGUCUAUAUUUUUAAUUAACCAUGACCGCAAUAAUUCAACGAUCUUCCAUGCCUCCACACCCGUCAAGCAAACACCGACGCGUGACGCAAUCCUGAAAUCCCAUGCAGUCACCGCAGAAGGUCAUCUCGUUCUACUCGUGACCCGGUUUGUUGUUCAUGGUCUGACUUCGCAGGAGUUCCUCGACUUGGUGAUCCUUCAAUUCGUCCGCCGGAUGCGUCUUCGGCUCAUUCGCUCCCUCGGCUAC